AUGUCUACUUCAUCUCUAAGAAUCGUCUUGAUUGGCCCACCAGGUGCCGGUAAAGGUACCCAAGCACCAAAAUUAGUUGAAAAAUACAACGCUGCCCAUUUAUCCACCGGUGACAUGUUGAGAUCUCAAAUUGCCAAGGGUUCUGAACUAGGUUUAGAAGCCAAGAAAAUCAUGGAUAAAGGUGGUUUAGUCUCUGAUGAAAUCAUGGUCAACAUGAUCAAAGAUGAAUUGACUAAUAAUCCAGCUUGUAAGAAUGGGUUCAUCUUGGAUGGGUUCCCAAGAACUAUCCCACAAGCUGAAAAAUUAGAUCAAAUGUUGGCUGAACAAGGUACUCCUUUACAAAGAGCUGUAGAACUAAAAGUUGAUGAUGAUUUGUUAGUCUCAAGAAUCACUGGAAGAUUGAUCCAUCCUGCUUCUGGGAGAUCUUAUCAUAAAUUGUUUAAUCCACCAAAGGUUGAUAUGAUUGAUGAUAUCACUGGUGAACCUUUGAUUCAAAGAUCUGACGAUAAUGAAGACGCUUUGAAGAAAAGAUUGGCUGGUUAUCAUGCUCAAACUGAACCAAUUGUCGAUUUCUAUAAGAAGAGCGGUAUUUGGUCAGGUGUUGAUGCUUCUCAACCACCUGCUACAGUUUGGGAUGAAAUUUUGAAAGCUUUGAACUAA
Molecule: messenger RNA, 660 nt
Organism: Naumovozyma dairenensis CBS 421
Lineage: Eukaryota; Fungi; Ascomycota; Saccharomycetes; Saccharomycetales; Saccharomycetaceae
Gene: ADK1
Product: adenylate kinase ADK1
Exons: 1
Coding region: 1-660 (219 amino acids)
Biological process (GO): nucleobase-containing compound metabolic process
Cellular component (GO): mitochondrion; cytoplasm
Molecular function (GO): AMP kinase activity; ATP binding
Source: RefSeq, a predicted model, not a curated record